Messenger RNA from Zingiber officinale, 1753 nucleotides. RefSeq names its product probable mitochondrial adenine nucleotide transporter BTL3. The transcript has 4 exons. NCBI's taxonomy places the organism in Eukaryota, Viridiplantae, Streptophyta, Magnoliopsida, Zingiberales, Zingiberaceae. The coding region runs from base 248 to 1429 and encodes 393 amino acids. Gene Ontology annotation, biological process: transmembrane transport. The record is from RefSeq and is a predicted model, not a curated record.
UUUUCCAAACCACGCAGAUUUUGGUAUGCUCCCAAACCACGUCGACUCCUUAACAAAAUGUCUCAACUCACAAGGCAUCAGAAUCCGUGGAACUUCGUCUUCGUCAAAUCUCCAAACUUCCGUCAUGGAACAAGCUUCUGAAUCAUGUUUCAUCGUUUUGCACUGCGCUGAUCACUAUUAAACACCCCCGGCAUUGCAACAGUUUCCGCAGCUCGUAGUGUUUGGCUGUUUGCAACAGUCGAGCGGGAUGUCUGCUCUAUUCUUGGAAGACAACAGAAUGGCCAAAGAUUCCUACCUUGCGAUCGAAGCCCCACGGGAAGUGCUCGCCGGAUCCUUCUCCAUUUCCCACUGGGUGUCCAAGUUCCUCCUCGCCAAUCUCCCCAUCAGGCCCGGUUCCGCUUCAGAACUGAGUUUCCUGAUCGACGUGAAGAGCGUGGCUGCCAGCGCCAGGAUCCAUGCGACCAGGAGGGUUGGGCAGGUCCUCCGAUCUAAAAGAGUGGCGGCCGCCGUCGAGGGAGGAAGAGGAGAGGAGAGUGGGAGCGCCGGCAGCGGGUUGAGUUCAGGUAAACCCGAAGGGAAGGGCUCGUGGAACGACAUGCCCAAAUUCAUCGUCGCAGGCGCAGUGUCCACAGUGAUUUCCAGGACGUGCAUUGCUCCGCUGGAGAGGAUAAAGCUGGAGUGUAUCGUGCAGGGGUCGAAGCAUUCCUGGCUAAAGAUUGUCCAGUGCAUCUGGGUUUCUGAAGGUUUGAGAGGGUUUUGGAAGGGCAAUGGGAUCAAUCUCUUGCGCAUGGUUCCCUUCAAGUCUAUCAAUUUCAUUGCCUACGACAUGUAUGUGAAUUGGCUUAUCCGCUCCGUGGGGAAGAAGAGAAUCACAAAUCAUGACAGGCUCAUUGGUGGUGGCAUCGCCGGCAUCCUUGGCACUGUCCUAUGCAUUCCUCUGGAUACCUUAAGAACAAGACUGGCGGCUCCGGGCGGCGAAGCUCUUGGAGGAGUGGCAGGGUGCUUCUGCCAUAUGGUUCAGAAUGAAGGCUUCCUUUCACUGUACAAGGGCCUGAAUGCAGCCCUUAUCAGCAUGGGGCCAUCGAGUGCAGUCUUCUACCUUGUCUAUGACAUCCUUAAGAACUCACACCUAAAGAAGAACCCUCAUGGCGAGAGGAGUGAGUUGGGUGUGACGAAUACCUUGUUGUAUGGUGCAAUUGCAGGGGCAGUGUCUGAGACAGUUACCUAUCCUCUAGAAGUCAUAAGGAGGCAGCUGCAGCUCCAGCAAUCCAACAAUUUAGGGCUGUCUUCUGCCUUCAUUGAUAUUGUCAGAAGAGAAGGAGUUGAGUCUCUCUUUGCAGGAUUAGUCCCCAGCACUCUGCAGGUACUCCCAUCUACAGCUUUGAGCUAUUUCUUUUAUGAGAUGCUGAAAAGUAUUUUGGAGAUUUAGUGCAUUGCGAUGUUGUUGACAACAAUUAUCCCUUCAAGAUUGUUGGUGGUUUGAAAAUUUGCAAUUAGUCAACUAAAUUGUAUCAGGCAGAGCUGUUUCUAAAAUUAUAGUUAUAUGGCAAGAAUAUAAGCUUGAAAUCUAUGUCUGUUGAUACGAUAUGUUCAAACUUUGAGUUAAGCAUCAUUACUACCAAGUUUCUCUUUUCUUUCUUUGUUGUUAAACGAGUCAAUCCAAUGUUGUUACUGAUCUGUUCUUUGACUAAUUGGUCUGUUAACUUUGUAUGUUUUGCACAAUUAUGAUGGAUUCUGUUCAUUGCCACGGCAA